Molecule: messenger RNA, 758 nt
Organism: Pomacea canaliculata
Lineage: Eukaryota; Metazoa; Mollusca; Gastropoda; Architaenioglossa; Ampullariidae
Product: alpha-1-inhibitor 3-like
Exons: 9
Coding region: 123-743 (206 amino acids)
Source: RefSeq, a predicted model, not a curated record
CAGAGCGGACAGACAGCAAGUGUCCAGGCGAGGGCCACGGAGACCAUAAGACGUCUGUCAUAUCAGAUUCUGUCCAGAGGCAUCGUGUAUGAGAGUAAAACUGUGGCGGCCCUUGUCAGCACAUGGUUGUCAUUGACAUUCCACUGACCCCUGACCUCGCCCCCACAGCCCACAUGACGGCCUACUACGUGCGACCUGACCUAGAAAUUGUGGCCGACAGCAUCGCCUUCAACGUCGACGGCGUCUUCAAGAAUAAGGUGAGUCUGGAGCUGAGCGCCAACAGAACCGAGCCUCACACCGAUCUGGAGGUGUACGUCACAGCAGACCCCGAUUCCACGGUUUACUUGCUGGCCGUCGACCAGAGUGCUUUGCUGCUGAAGACCGGAAAUGACAUCACGCCUAGGCAGGUGGAAGAUGCUGUUGCUGUCUACGAUGUGGGAACGAGCAAACCUUCCGAAUCAGCCUUUGCUCUGUCUCUUAGUAGACAGGACAUAGCUAACACGAUGCAGGAAGUCGGCAUUACCGUGUCCUCUGAUGCCAAUCUGUAUGCAACAUUAGCGGAUAAUAUUACCACACCUUAUGAUCCUUCAAUUAAUGGACCUGUUCCCUUGGCCCUGAGGCCCCCCAUAACACCUGUUAUCAGCACAACUCAAACUCCAAAUUAUCUAGACGCACCUGUACUACCUAAAGGUAAGAUUUGUACUGUCAAGGAUUGUAGUUACAGACGGUCUUUUAAAAAAUAAUUAUUCGUUGUGUCU